AUGGGCCGCCAAGCCUACCUGGACAAGAUGGCCUUUGGGCGCUCGGCCUUUGCGCCCACGCAGGCCGCAUCGCAGUCGGCCGCGUACGUCCAGCUCGAGUCGGCGCAGGCUGACGUCCCGCCGCGCUACCACGAGGCGACCGCCAACAGCUACGUCCAGCUCUACGACGAGCGCGGCAGCCCCAUCAACCCGCGCUCCCACCAGUACGGCAAGAAGCUGCGAGGCGCCCAGAACGAUGUGCUGGCCUCGGUCGGCGUCGUCGAGCGGCGACACGCCCCGGCGGGAGCCUUCCCGCGCGCCAGCCACGACCGCCUCGAGCUGCUGGAAGCCGAGGACACCGUUGGGAAUGCCAUUGCACUGGCGACCACGCUCACCGAGAACCUGUGCACCUGGUGGAUAGGCACUCUCAGGGAGAGGAUUCUGGCACGUUCCUGCCGCCGCCCUCUCACGUUCCACUAUCCCCAUGCCCUCACCUUUGCCCAAAUCGCCGCCGCCGAGCGUGCCCUCUCUGGCGCCCCCAUUGUCUAUGCCGGCUUUGCCGCGCGCGUGUUUGCGACCAUGCACAUCCAAGCCAUUGUCUACAGCACCUUUGUCUAUCAGCCUGUCGAGCGCUUGCUCUAUGCCACACGCGCAACCGCAAGGACACGCAACUUCUUCCGCCACGCCAGGAGAGCCCUCAAGUCUAGCCUUCGCCUGGGCCUCGAGAUGCUGUGCUAUCCCUUCUUCUACCACGCUGCAUUGCAACGCCUUGGACUAGUGCCCGCCCGCCCACUACUGCCAGCCUGGCGGUCCCUCAAUCCCCUCUCAGACUCGUCGCCUCUGCCGUUCUCUCUGCACUGCAAUGCGUCUGAGUCCAUGGCGGACUGCAUCGGUGCAAUCUUGACCUCGCCCGCCAUCCUCCUGUGUGCUGAGCACUCCAUCGAGCGCUGGGUCUACGCCUGCGUCUACGAAGCUGUCGAGACGGCCAUGAUCCGUCCUGACGAGCCCGACAUUCCCAGCCGGGACGCCAGUGGAAAGGACCGGGCCUUGGCUGUUCUCGGGCUGCGACGGGAGUCGCCGCCCCUGAUUCGGGACGCCGUUCACAGCCUGCUCGCAAUGCUUGGGUGGGCCCGGCCGGUGUCCCCUCCGAGCGCACAAAGAAAGCGGGCAAUGGAGCUUGCACCUGCAAUCGCCUCGAGCGAGAUCCAGACGCUACAAGUUGGUGGCACUCAGGUUACCGGCGCUACCCCACUCAAUCUCCCCGUCCUGCACUCGACAGAUCACCCUUCCGCAGAGCCGCUCGAUGCAGAUGCCAUCGCCGUUCCGAUCGAUGCAUUUGAGGACCUGGUGCGAUCUACCACCCCGCCAGGGUCGCCGACACAAUCGGAGCAGAACGAGAACGGUCCCCGGAUACGCAUAACGUCGAGGGAAGGAAUCGUAGAGAUGGAAGUCCGUCUCCCGCCUAGGAUACUUUCCACCCACACGCAAGUCGCAGAAGGCUCGGAUCCGUUGCAAGACGACGCAGCUGCCGGGUCAAGGAACCGAGCCCGCUCAAUGGACGGUCAUGGAUACCACCGCGUCACGCAACUCUCGUGUGAGCCGGCGCAGAUGAUCAGUGCAAUGGUCAGAGCCCAGCUUGUCGGCCUCGUCAUGCUCCCAUUGAGGAUGGCCACUUUGCGAGCGAUUGCCUCACAUUAUGUAGCCAGGCAAGAAGGGCAUGCAGGGUCGUACCGCAUUGUGGGUGGGUUGGGUCUCGGUGAGGGUGUAGGCUGGCGGAACAUUGGCACCCAGCUCUCACGCGUAGCGCUCUGUGGUGCACUGGAGCUGACUAUCGAUCUUGGCCUGUGGGGAUUGCAAUAUCUGGCCAUUACAAAAUUCGGGCAGAGUGUCUUCGGAUGGGGUACGCUUUGA
Alternaria ethzedia is the source of this 1890-nucleotide messenger RNA. RefSeq lists its product as uncharacterized. The coding region runs from base 1 to 1890 and encodes 629 amino acids. The record is from RefSeq and is a predicted model, not a curated record. The transcript has 3 exons. NCBI's taxonomy places the organism in Eukaryota, Fungi, Ascomycota, Dothideomycetes, Pleosporales, Pleosporaceae.